Messenger RNA from Peromyscus eremicus (cactus mouse), 2067 nucleotides. Its product is annotated as O-acyltransferase like protein-like. The coding region runs from base 1 to 2067 and encodes 688 amino acids. The transcript is spliced from 15 exons. Gene Ontology annotation, molecular function: acyltransferase activity, transferring groups other than amino-acyl groups. NCBI's taxonomy places the organism in Eukaryota, Metazoa, Chordata, Mammalia, Rodentia, Cricetidae. The record is from RefSeq and is a predicted model, not a curated record.
AUGAUGGCCUUCACUUUGCUAGCCUGCCUGCACUUCAUACUACCUUUUGUUUCUCCUGCAAGAAAUAUUUCUCUCAAGUGCAUGCAAGAUACUGAUGAAUUCCUUUCUGAUCUGAAUUCACCGAAGCCCAAAGAAUACGCUCUGAGAAUGUACGACUCGGUGGGGAAGCUUGGAAGCAACGUUCUUAGUGGCAACCUGGACAGGUUGGGAUCCUAUAGCGAGUGCCUUUCCACCCGGGCCCCCGAGGGAAGAUUCCGAGGCCAGUACUGCAAGCUUCAUUUACUGCAGGAUGGAGCAGACUAUAGUGUGGGUGUGUGUGUCCCUGACUCUUGCGGUGAAGAGGAUGUGACCGUGAUGUCUCAGCUGGAUAUGCUAAGGUUCAGAAAUACUUCAUUUUUGGCACCUUCCCUCUCCCUCUUUACAAAAAACUCUUCCUCCUCAUCUUGUGAAAGUGUGGCCAGAUGCGCUGCUGGGGUGUUUCGGCUGGAUACGUUUGCCUCCGUGUGUCUGUUCAUCACCUUGCUAGGCCUUGUCCUUCCUGUGGUGGGGACUGUUUACAUGGUGGCCAGGAACUGGGGCUUGGACCUCAGGCCAUCACCUGCACAUGGGACUUCGGCAGGCUGUGAGAAUCUGCCUUUGAGAAAUGUGGAGAGCGAUGGGCAAAGAAGCAGGAGCCCACAGACCAAUUGCCAAGUUCAUCUCUCCCCGCCACGACCCCUGAGCAGAGGAAAAAGGUUUCUAGGAGCCGUGGAUGGAGCUCUACAGUGCUUUUCUUGGCAAAAGAACAUGCCGGCCAUCUGUACCCCAGAGCUGCCAGAAGGCACCUGCCAGACACUGAACGGGAUCCGAGUCCUGAGUCUCCUUUGGAUUGUCUCGGGACACACCAGUCAGAUGACCGCUUGGCUGUCUUUGGAUAACGUGCUUGAAUGGAGGGCCAGAGUGCCGGCAAACCCGCUCUACUUCUACUCUCGGAGUGGCCCGUUCUACGUUGGGGUGGAUACGUUUUUCCUGAUCAGUGGUUGGUUAAGUGCAAGGUCAUUUCUAAAGAUGCACCGGAACACAAACACGGGAAUAACCCCUAAAGUCAUGCUCAGAUACUUUCUCAAACGUUUUACAAGGUUGCAGCUUCUUCAUCUGUACUCAGUGUGCUUGCUGGUUGGACUCUUCUCCUUGGUUCCCUGGGGACCUGUCUGGGAGGUUCCGCAGUUCCACUGGGAUAACUGCCGGCAAGUCUGGUGGACGAACCUGCUGCUGCUGAAUAACUUCGUGUCUGUUCAGAACGCCUGCCACGGCUGGACUUGGUACCUCGCCAGCGACUUCCAGUUCCACCUCCUGACGCCGCUGAUCUUCUUCGUCCGUGGAAAAAAUAAACAUGUCCUUGUCCUCCUUGGGGCCCUGCUGUUCCUGACAUCUUUCGUGACCACUGCUCUGCUCACGUUGGCUUAUAAACUCCCAGUGGCGUCCCCAUCAGCAGCCAGUGAAAAUGAGACUGCGCUGUAUUUCUCAGAGUAUUACACCAAGCCCUACUGCCGGUGCGGCCCGUUCCUUGUGGGCCUCUUCCUGAGCAUGUUCAUGCAUUCGGACCACCCUACAAGCGUUCUCAAAACUACGGUGCAGGCCACGCUGGGCUGGACUUUCUCUCUGCUGACCCUGUUUGCAGUUGUCUUGUUGGCAUACGUAGUGGAUGACACCUCCCCCACCUCUUCCAUGGCUGCUGCCGUCUACCAGGCCCUCCAUCGGACCCUGUGGGCAGCCGCUGUAGGCUGGGUCAUCUUUGCCUGUCAGGAAGGCUAUGGAGGUCUGGUGACUCGUGUGCUUUCUUGCGGCCUCUGGCGUCUCCCGGCUAGCAUCAGUUACGCUUGCUACCUCGUCCACCCCAUAGUGAUCAUCCUCUAUAACGGACUGCAGGAGACCCUUCUUCACUAUACUGACACCAACAUGUUCUAUCUUUUCUCUGGACACUGUGUGCUGACCUUCCUCUGUGGGCUGGCCCUGACGCUGUUCAUCGAGCGGCCAUGGCAGGAGCUGAAGUGGGGCCUGUGGGGACCAGUGCCUGCUGGGCCAUGA